This is a messenger RNA of Arachis duranensis, 2412 nucleotides long. RefSeq lists its product as uncharacterized. The coding region runs from base 1 to 2412 and encodes 803 amino acids. The record is from RefSeq and is a predicted model, not a curated record. Gene Ontology annotation, molecular function: nucleic acid binding. Lineage: Eukaryota; Viridiplantae; Streptophyta; Magnoliopsida; Fabales; Fabaceae. The transcript has 9 exons.
AUGAGGAUCAGAACUUUCUCAGAGUUGGUGAAUAAGAGCAGAGUGGCUGAAGACUAUGUGAAAAGGGCAGCCAUAGAGAAAGAAAGUCAUAGGAGACAUUUCCAACAGAACUGGGAAAGGAGAUUUGCUCCUAAGGGUCAGAUGUUCAAGCAUGGAGGCUUUGUACCACAAAAGAUUCAAGGUCAGAAUAACUCCAGAAGGCCUAACAACAACAAUUUCUCAGGGAGAAGAUCUGGAAAGCAGCCUCUGAAUGAGCAAGCUUGUGCUAGAUGUGGGAGUCAUCAUCCGGGUGCUCCGUGUAAAGCCAGUUGGGACUUGUGCUACUCUUGUGGUAAAGUGGGGAAUAAAGCCUUAAACUGUACGGAGAAGCAGAGAAAAGGCUAUGAUUUAAAUGUGCAUAAUGCCACCCAUGAAGCCAUUGUGAUUAGGUUAGGAUGUUCACAAGCCUUGUUUCGGGUUCAACAAUGUGAUUUUGUUCAUGACUUGAUUUGCUUGCCAAUGACUGGUCUAGAUCUCAUUUUGGGACUGGAUUGGUUAUCUAAGAAUCAUGUCUUGCUUGACUGUUCUGAGAAGGAUAUUAUGUUAUUAACUGCGGGUGUUUUGAGAGGUGAACAAAGCUUAGAGCAGAUUUCAAUUGUUCGUGAAUUUCCUAAAAUUUUUCUGGAUGACAUUGAUGAAUUCCCUCCUGUCCGAGAGGUUAAAUUUGCAAUUGAGUUGGUAUCAUGGGCACGGCCGAUCUCGAUUGCCCCUUACAGAAUGUCGCAUUUAGAAAUGGCCGAGCUCAAGGCUCAGUUAGAAGAUUUAAUGGAUUACAUGCAAUUGAAUAACGUCACAAUAAAGAAUAAGUACCCACUGGCGAGGAUUGAUGAUCUCAUGGAUCAGUUACAAGGAGUCGGAGUUUUCUCUAAGAUUGAUUUGCUAUCUGGUUAUCACCAGAUAAGGGGGAUAGCAGUAGAUCCUUCUAAGGUGGAAGCAGUGAUGGAGUGGGGGCGACCGACCUCAGUAACUGAGAUAAGGAAUUUUCUGGGCUUAGCUGGCUAUUAUCGGAGGUUUAUCAAAGGCUUUUCCCAAAUAGCUUUGCCAUUUACAAAGUUAACCUGCAAGGAUGCGCCAUUUGUUUGGACUUUGGAAUGCGAAGAAUUUUUUCAAGCGUUACAGCAAAAGUUGACCACUGCGCCUGUGUUAGUGUUACCUGAGCUGAAUGAACCAUUUGAGGUGUACUGUGAUGCCUCAUUAAAAGGUCUGGGGUGUGUGCUUAUGCAGCACCGUAAUGUGGUGGCGUAUGCCUCACAGCAAUUGAGACCUCACGAAGUUAAUUACCCGAUGCACGACCUGGAACUUGCUACGGUUGUGUUUACAUUGAAUGUGUGGAGGCAUUACCUUUAUGAGAGGAGGUGGAUGGAGUUGUUGAAAGACUACGACUUUGAGCUGAAUUACCAUCCAGAAAAAGCAAAUAUUGUGGUGGAGGCCUUAAGUCAGAAAUCAUUGUGUAUUGCUUGGAUGAUGCUUAGAGAAGAGGAGUUACUUAAAGCAUUCGAGAGCCUGAAGAUAGGUGUUCAAGAAGUGUCCAGUGCUUUAUGUUUGAUUCAGCUGCAAAUUUCAAGUGAUUUUAAAUCUAGGAUUGAAAAAGCUCAGCAGGAUGACAAGGAAUUGCAGAAGUCGGCUCACUUUUUACCCAUUCGGAUGAACUAUACUCUCGAGGAGCUAGCACGUUUAUACAUAAAGGAGAUUGUGAGAAAUCAUGGUGUGCCUACCACUAUAAUUUCUGAUAGAGACCCCGUUUCACUUCAAGAUGGUCAAUCUGAGAGGAAGAUCCAAACCCUAGAAGAUAUAUUAAGGGCUUGUGUUUUGGACCAGCUGGCGAGCUGGGAUCAAUAUAUGCCACUAGUGGAGUUUGCAUAUAAUAGCAGCUACCAUGCGAGCAUCCGAAUGGCUCCGUAUGAGGCUCUGUAUGGCAAAAAGUGUCAACCUCCGCUAUGCUGGUAUGAAACAGGGGAGAAAAGCUUAUUAGGGCCUGAGAUGAUGGCUGAGACUACAGAACAGGUCAAGAAAAUUCGAGAUAGGAUGCUCACUGCUCAGAGCUGUCAGAAGAGUUACGCCGAUCAGAAGCGAAAGCCCUUGAAAUUUGAGGAAGAAGAUCAUGUUUUGCUUAAGGCUACUCCAACAACAGGACUUCGAAGAUAUACUCCUGAUUUUGGCCAUGUGUUAGAAUCUGAAUCGGUUCAGUUAAGGGAAGAUUUGACACUCCAGGUGACCCCGGUCAGAAUUAACGACGUGAGUAUUAAACGGAUACGCGGAAAAGAGGUUUCAUUUGUUAAAGUGGCAUGGAGUCGAGCCGGUAUUGAAGAGCAUACUUGGAAACUUGAGUCAGAAAUACGAACAGACUACCCGUACCUAUUUUCAGGUAACUGA